GUCAGAGGGGCAGCCCUAGGGCAGAGUAAGAGAAGAACCGGCCGCGGUCGUACGGGCGUCGGAGCUGCGCUCUUUCUCUCUCUGCCGGCGGCACGGUGCUUUCCGGCUGCCGUUAAGCGCGGCAGUGGGCCGGCGGGCUGGGGCGGAGGGGCUGCCAUGGCGGCGGCGAGCCGGCUGCCGGACUCUUGGGUGCUGCUGGCCCUGCUGCUUGGGAGGCUCGCGCUGCUGGGAGUCGGGCCGGUCCCGGCGCGGGCGCUGCACAACGUCACGGCCGAGCUCUUUGGGGCCGAGGCCUGGGGCACCCUGGCAGCCUUCGGAGACCUCAACUCUGACAAGCAGACGGACCUCUUCGUGCUGCGGGAAAGAAAUGACUUAAUCGUCUUUUUGGCAGACCAGAAUGCACCCUAUUUUAAACCCAAAGUAAAUGUAUCAUUGAAUAAUUACAGUGCAUUGAUAACCAGUGUAGUCCCAGGGGAUUAUGAUGGAGAUUCACAAAUGGAUGUCCUUCUGACGUAUCUUCCCAAAAAUCAUGCCAAUGGUGAAUUAGGAGCUGUUAUCUUCUGGGGACAGAAUCAAACAUUAGAUCCUAGCAAUAUGACCAUACUCAAUAGGACUUUCCAAGAUGAACCACUAAUUAUGGACUUCAAUGGUGACUUAAUUCCUGAUAUAUUUGGUAUCACAAAUGAAUCCAGCCAGCCACAGAUACUAUUAGGAAAAAAUUUAUCAUGGCAUCCUGCAUUGACCACUAGAAACAAAAUGCGAAUUCCACAUUCUCAUGCAUUCAUUGAUCUGACUGAAGAUUUUACAGCAGAUUUAUUCCUCACGACAUUGUCUGCUUCUAGUACCUUCCAGUUUGAGAUAUGGGAAAAUUUGGAUGGAAAUUUCUCUCUCAGUACUGUUCUUGAAAAACCUCAAAAUAUGAUGGUGGUGGGACAGUCAGCAUUUGCCGACUUUGAUGGAGAUGGAAACAUGGAUCACUUACUGCCAGGUUGUGAAGACAAAAACUGCCAGAAAAGUGUCAUUUACUUGGCAAGAUCUGGAGCAAAGCAGUGGAUUCCUGUCCUACAGGAUUUUAGCAGUAAGGGUACACUCUGGGGCUUUGUGCCAUUUGUACAUGAACAGCAACCAACUGAAAUACCAAUUCCAAUUACCCUUCAUAUUGGAGAUUACAACAUGGAUGGCUAUCCAGAUGCUCUUGCCAUACUGAAGAAUACAUCUGGAAGCAAUCAGCAGGCCUUUUUACUGGAGAAUGUCCCUUGUACUAACGCAAGCUGUGAGGGGGCGCAUCGUAUGUUUAAAGUCUACUGGGAGCUGAUGGACCUAAACCAAAUCAGAGAUGCGGUGGUUGCCACCUUCUUUGACAUUUACGAAGAUGGAAUCUUGGACAUUGUAGUACUAAGCAAAGGGUAUACAAAGAGUGAUUUUGCCAUCCAUACCCUAAAAAAUAACUUUGAAGCAGAUGCUUAUUUUGUUAAAGUCAUCGUUCUUAGUGGUCUCUGUUCUAAUGACUGUCCUCGUAAGAUAACACCCUUUGGAGUAAAUCAACCUGGACCUUACAUCAUGUAUACAACUGUAGAUGCAAAUGGCUAUCUCAAAAAUGGUUCAGCUGGACAGCUUAGCCAGUCAGCACAUUUAGCUCUCCAACUGCCAUAUAAUGUACUUGGCUUAGGUCGAAGUGCCAAUUUUCUUGAUCAUCUUUAUGUUGGUAUUCCACGUCCCUCUGGAGAGAAGUCUGUACGAAAACAAGAAUGGACUGCAAUCAUUCCAAAUUCUCAGCUAAUUGUCAUUCCAUAUCCUCCCAACGUUCCUCGAAGCUGGAGUGCCAAACUGUAUCUUACACCAAGCAACAUUGUUCUACUUACUGCUAUCGCUCUCAUUGGUGUCUGUGUUUUCAUCUUGGCGAUAAUUGGCAUUUUGCAUUGGCAGGAAAAGAAAGCAGACGAUAGAGAAAAACGACAAGAAGCUCAUCGAUUUCAUUUUGAUGCUAUGUGACUUGCCUUUACUACUGCAUAAUGGAACAGCUAUUCACUUGAUUAACUGAAAUGCUAAACUUGGCUUAUAGAAUAAAAUAGGAGAUUUUGACUAUUACUUAUAAAUGAUAAAUCCCUUGGUAAUUAUUGGAAAAUGUUCAAAUAAAUAUGGCCUGAAUGUGUUACAAGGUCUUUUUUUAAAGUACUUUGUUUACAAUAGUUUGGUUCUUUUUUCACUUGUGCUGUACAUUUUUUUCCCUUUGUGGAAUGUGUUGCAUGUACUCAGGUGUUUAUGUAUUUAUAAUCUUAUUAGAAUAAUGAUGGGAAAAGACGUGUAAAUAAAAAUUAUUUAAAUGA
Bubalus bubalis (water buffalo) is the source of this 2327-nucleotide messenger RNA. RefSeq names its product integrin alpha FG-GAP repeat containing 1 (gene ITFG1). The transcript has 18 exons. The record is from RefSeq and is a predicted model, not a curated record. Gene Ontology annotation, cellular component: plasma membrane. NCBI's taxonomy places the organism in Eukaryota, Metazoa, Chordata, Mammalia, Artiodactyla, Bovidae. The coding region runs from base 157 to 1992 and encodes 611 amino acids.